AGUCUACGCACCACGGCGUGGACGGCGGCCCUGCAUCGUGGCGUUUAACGCUCGAUCAGGAUCUUAUUGACACGCUCAAACGUAGCUUCCCAACUUGGUUUCAAGCGUCCGCCAGCAGCAGUGACGGCACUACAACCACAACAAUAACAACAACUACACAAGCAACUAUAAAAGCGCCAAGCGCAACAACCACAGCCGUAACUGAGCACACAAAGCCAACCAAAGCAAAGGUGCAAGACGUUGCCGAGCCAAGCAAAUGCAACAGCAACAGUGUCAACGGCACGAAAAACUACAACGGUAAAAUCAAUCCGAACACUGCUAUCGUCAACAUCGUUAAAAGUGGUGCUAGCAACUGCACGACACCCAUCACCGUUGACACCACAAACCAUCUGCAUCAACAACUGCCAUAUCUGCAUCAUCAUUACCAUCACCAGCUGCUACAUCACAGUCACGGCAGCGGCUUAAAGCGACACAGCAGCGACAGCAUUGUCAAAGGCAUCACUUCGCCGCAGCACAACGGUAGCGGUUAUUCAGCGAUUUUAUCCUCUUCAUCAUCGUCAGCUUCGCCCGCCUCGUCGAUUGCAUCGAACAGCUCUGUGGCCUCUUCGAAGAAAUCCAUAUCGAGCCAUAAGAGCAGCAGCAGCAGUAAUAGCAACAGCAGCAGCAGUAGCAGUAGCAGUUCUUCAUCGUCGUCCGUGACCUCAUCGAAAUCAUCGUCCUCGUCUGCCUCUUCUGGCAGCGCGACAUCUUCAUCUUCGAAAGCAUCCACAUCCGUACGGACGUCAGCCGCAAAAUCCACUGUCGUCGCGGCUAACGGCGCACAUCAAAAAUCUACGAAAACAGAGGAAACAGCGGAGAAGAAGAGCGCAGAACGAACAAAAGCAGCCGUAAAAUCGGCUGUCAAGUCGGUGGUGAAGGCGCGUGAAAAGUCAGCUUCCACGGUUUCAGCGUCCGCAACAGCCGCAUCGGCAGCGACGACGACCGCGCUUACCUCCACCGCAGUGUCAACGAAGGCGGCGGCAAUUACAAAAUCAGCUUCACUGCACUCCUUGAGCAGCUGUUCCGGUGGCUCUGCUUCAUUACUCGCAACAUUCUCGUCGCCGGGGUCGACAACAACCACCGUUGAGAUUAUAUCGGAUACGUCGUGUAACGCGUUGCUGACAGCGUCACAGCUCAGUGGCAAAGUGGGCUUCGGACAUACAUUUCAAGACGUUAUACUGUUGCAGGAAGCAUACGACGAUAUGUCAGAAGGUGAACAACGCUUGAAUGCAGCGACAGCAUCAUUCCUCAGCAGCGGCAUUGGUGGUAUUAGCAGCGAUGAUGGCACAAAUUCCGAUGGCUAUGAUCCGAGGCAAUCACCACCGAAGGCGAUUGUUGAUUCCAGCCCAUUGCAGCCGGCGAUGGAUAAGAAUAAAGAAUCGCUUAAAGUGAAACUAAUGGUGAGAAGACCACAUUCACAGCUCGUCGAACAGGGGAUCAUACCACCCUUGAAGACCUCGCCCGCCAUACACGAGCAAUGCAAACAAUUGGAGCGCGCCAAAACCAGCGAUUUGCUGAAGGCAAAAAUACAACAGCGACCAAAUCGUGAGGAUUUGGAACGUCGCCACAUAUUGGAGGAAGAUGAGUGUCAUAUCGAUCCGAGUUUGGCGGAGAAACAGCGCAUGCUAAAGAAAGCACGCUUAGCCGACCAACUCAAUUCACAGAUACAGCACCGUCCGGGUCCGCUUGAACUUAUCAAAAAGAAUAUCCUACACACCGAAAAGCCGAUUGAGAAGAUUGUCAAAGAGGGUUUGGUGUCAUUCAAGGCCACAAGCGAGGGUUUACUCACACGUCCACAGCAUCCACAUAGUUAUGUCACCUACGACGAGGACUCGCAGAGCUCUGAGAGUGACACACGCCAGACGCCACCACGCGCAGGUGAACAGCCCCUCCCCGUCGGUCAGGGUGAAGCUUUGCAGGCUGCUGCUGCUGCUUGCGCAGGCGUUGUUACGGUAGCAUUAACUAUACCUACUAGCAGUGGGCCGGUGGUUGUGACAUCAGCACCGUUGCUGCAAAGCAGCACGCCGGUAGCUAGUAAGGCAUCUACUGUGCCCCCACCACCACCACCACCGCCGCCUGUACCAUUUGCCAGCGGCAUAAAGGUAAAGCAAGAGACCGCAAAUCUAUUUGAAGAGCUAUGCCAGUCUGUGGCUGGACCAUCGGCAAGUCCUGGCGGAAAUUUUCUACCAAUGGUGUCCUCCCCUGCCUCCUUGACUUCGACCAUUUCUUCGCUGAGUCCACUGUCUUCUAUAGCUUCGCCAUCAUCACAGUCACUUACGCCACUUCCGCCGCUGAGCUGCCAGAUGUCACUGGCCAAAUCGGAUGCACCGGGCAAGGAGAAGAACAGGAAAAAAUCGAAAUCGAAGCCUGCUUGUAAGGCGCGCACGAUUAAGUUCCACGAGUACAAGGGUCCGCCGAAUGCUGCGCAAAAGCUGAUCAGCGAAAGCAGUCAGCCGGAGGAGACAUCAUAUCAAUUGAUGUUGGAACAGCAAAACUGUUUGCUCAAAUUUCUCGAAACGCUCAACAAGAAUCAAACAAUAGUGCCGGCAACCACAGGCGCUGCGGCAAGUACGGGCGGGAAUGCCAGUUCAGUCGGUGGUUUGGUGACAACGGUGGCCAAAUUCAGCGCUACAGCGGCUACAACAGCUGCUACAGCAACGAAAAUAUCAACUGCGCUGUCUUCUCCCACGCCAGCCACACCUUUGUCCAGCGUGACGGCGGCAAGCGAUGGCACGAGCAGCACAGCCUCACCAGCUAAUUCAACAUUUUCGAUUAUUUCGACUCCACGUCCGCCGCCACUUCCAUCGCCGGCACUCUCCGUAGCAUCCUCUAUACCGCCCAGCCCGGCUACCAGCUACGCUGAGUCCACAUGCUCCACUACGGACAUUUCUCGAUUGGAAAAGAUGAAAGUCUCGGACUUGAAAAUGCACCUGAAGCGUCGAAAUUUGCCUGUUUCUGGUCCGAAACCGCAACUAAUUGAACGCCUAAAACCUUUUUUGCCACUAGACGCGACCGAAUGUUCGACUAUUGUGAAUACACCCGCCUCCACGGCUUGUUCAGAGAUUGCCUCCAUAUCCGCGGGUGAAGCUAUGGACGCCACUAACACGGCAGUGUCCGAUGUGCCCGUGUCCAUGAUUGUGAAUUCCCCGCAUACCGGAGCGUCAAUGUCACCCGAGCGGCAUACGCUGGAGCACGAGCAAAUGGAUAUCGUGCAGCACGUGGACUCGCCACGUCCGGUACCUUUACAAACGAUUCUACAACCAAAACCGCAGGCAGCCACCAUCAUUUUGACGAACGACGAUUUGGUGCGCGAGCAGAAGCGACAAAUCGACGAGCUGCAGCGUCAGUUACAGCGUUCGCAACAAGAACUGCAACAGAUGCGCCAGAAGCAGCAACAAAAGCAAACUGUCACCGCACAGGUGAUGAACGCCCUGCCAACGCAGCAAAUUACGCUCAUCACCACCACAACGGCACCACAUUGCGCGCCACUCACCGUCUUGCCACAGAUAAAAGAAAAUAUUGCCGUACCUGCCAAGGUAACAGCAAAAUCGCAGGCUGCCAAAGUAAACGCGGCUAAUGCAGCGGCUCACAAGGCAAAUGCCACCAAUACAACUGCGGUGACACCGCAGGCAAUGAGCCAGAAAAUGGUGGUAAAGCAGCAAUUGGAGGCGAAGAUCCAAAAACAGAAACAGGCGGCAGCUGCGGCCGCGGCUGCUGCAGCAACACAGGCAAAACAACAUGCGCAGCACGUGCAGGCUCAAGCCUUGGCGCAGGCGCAAGCGCAGGCACAAUUGCGACUACUCACAUCCACGCAAAAGACACAAACUUUACUCAUUCCAACAGUCACAGCGACUACGACGACAACGACGAUGGGGACACAAAAGAUGGCAAACGCAGCGCGACAGAAGAAUUCAACCAUCGGCAACACAAAUUUAAAGGGCAACAAUGCGUCCAACACAAAUGCUACUACAACAACAAUCCUUGCCAAUCAAAUACCGCUGGCGGCAAAGACGCACAACAAUUUGGGACUCGUGUGGAACGAGGGCAAUCAGACGAUCUUCCUGGUCGGGUUGAACGAUCAGCACAUGACGGCGCAUACGAUCGGCAAUAUCUCGCUGGCAAACGCAAGCCCUGCCACGAAGAAGCUGCUGAAUGGACAUCAGCGCACCAGCUCGCUGCCCAGUAUACUCUUGCCCAUCGGCACGCCGCAAGGGCACGAGCCACAGCAGCUGAUUGAGGCCAAGCCGGUCAUUACACAACAACAAUUGCAGCAGUUGCAACUGCAGCAGCAACAACAACAGCAGCAGCAGUACCACAAUCGUGCCUUCCAGCCAACGCAACAGAUCAUACACUUGGAUAUAAAACCACAAAAUCUUCCACCGCCGCCACCACCGCCGCCGCAGUACGAGGAGGCCACGAAGCAGUUGGCGGCCAAGGCCAAUUUGGCGCAUAUCAAAAUCAAGGAGGAACCGAACACCGGUCGCAGCACGCCGCACACACACACAAACUCGGUUACCACGCAGACCACAAGCAAGCGCAAGAACGCUGUCAAAUCGGAGAAAGUGACAGAUGUGCUCAACAUUCUCGUCAAGCAGGGUGAGCUGCCCGAGAGCGUGCUGGAGCCCAUAACGCCCGUGACGCCGCUUACACCAGGCGGCAGCAAUGCACUGAUGACAGACAUGAGCGGCAACUUGAUAUUCAAUACCAGCACCUCUUCCGAUGCGUUGGCUGCUUCAGGUGCGUUGGUGCCCAAGCUGGAGCCGCGCAGCAGCCCAAUGCCUGACAGCGGUUUGUCCACACAUCCCAUGGAUACAACACCUUGCACGCAACAGCAGCGACAGCGACAGAUGCAGCAGCGGCGGGAAGCGCAGAGCGAUAUGGACAGCGUUUUCCAAAUGUUCAACAGCGGUAGCGAUGUGCCGUCUUCAGGGAUCGGUUCAGCGCUGACCAGCGGCUUCAUUGAAAAUAUCGACAUGGCCUCGCCAUUGCAGCCCAACGCACAUAUUGAUGCCGAGAAUGUGGCAAAUACAUUGGACAUUUUCCUGGAGCAACACCAUUCCACACCACCGCCACUUGUGCCCACUAGCGGAGGCGGAGGCGGAGGCAUAAACUUACAUCAUCAUCAGCACCAACACCAGUCGCCCACGCACCACGAUAUGCUUAGCAAGGCGUCGAGCACGCCAGAGCGGCCUAUGGGUCACGCGGUGGGCAGCCCAGAUGCGAAACUUAAUCACUUCGAUGAGUUUGAGCUGCUCGAGUUGAUGUCACAGCAGCUGGAGAUGGACAUCGGUGACGAUGCCAGCAACUUCGUCGGUGGUGGUGGUGGUGUUGGCCUUAAUCCUGCCCAUCAUCAGAACUUACAUCAUUCCAGUGGCGACAGCAAGGCUGGUUGCGCCAAUGGCGUCGACUCCUCACCAAAUGGUGCUGCUCAAACACUGAAUGGACUGCGACGUGACAUGAAUCCAAGCUUGCAGCCAUCGAUCAACGAGCUUAUACAACAGCAACUGCAACAACAGAGCCAGCAACAACACGCAUACCAUUCAUUGCAUCACAAUAAUAACAGCAAUAACAAUGGCGCUGUAAUGCACGCUGGAGUGGCUGACGUAGACUUCGAUGCGGAGAGCUUUGUAGCGCAACUUACGCAAGCGAGUGGUGAGCAUAGUGGCAUGGCUAGCAACAACAAUCUCUCGCAUUAUAAUCGCAGUAUGUUGGAUGACCUUGGUAGCGUCACAGACGGCGGCAGUCCACACAACAACAAUUGUCACAAUGGCAAUAGCAGCCUGGCUUCAAGCAGUGACAGCCACCAGCAUCACCACCACCAACACACAAAUGAGCGUGGCCACAGUCACAGCAGCGCUAAUCACUUCAGUGCUACGCCUAUGGAUGUUUGCGAUGAUUUCGAUAAUCCGCUAGGCAGUUUCAGCUUCUCUACAUUCUCGCCAGACUCGAAUAUCAAUACGCCACCACAUCCAUUCGGGAGCGGCAGCGACGGUGGCAGUAACAGUGCCAUAUUGAAUGGCGCUUGUAUUAAUGGUGAAGCAAAUAUGGGUCUUGGCAUAGGUGGUGGCAUGGUGAGUGGAGUUGGUGGCGCUCCGGCGACAGCCUCCUCUAGCUGCGGCAUGCAAGCAAACGCCUCUCUGGGUGGUAUGGGUGAACAAAUGUCAAUUUGUGGCAUGGCCAAUGGACUUGGCGGCGAGGGAAGCGUAAUGAUGGGCGGUGGUGGCGAUGCCGAUGGCAGCGGUAUGGGGGGAGAGAGUGCAGUAACGUCAGCGGGUGGUGGUGAUAGCUUUGGGGCGGCUGGUGACAUAUUCGAUUUGUUCAAUAUGGACGACUAUAAAAUGUCCUGGGGCGAGGGAGAUUUUGCGGUGUAAGCGAGCAGAGAGAGAGGGAGAGUGAGAGAGAGAGAUGGGUGAGCAGCGAACUAGCAUUAGAGAGAGGAAGAGAGUGUGAGGCAGGGCGGCAAAGUAGCGAUUGCUUAGUGCAGUGGGCGUUUGUUUACUGGCUAGCUGUUGUGUUGUGCGUCGCCAGACGGACGUGGUGGAGGCGAUAACCGUUUGGAAUUAAGACGGUGCCCGGAGGACGGCAGGAAAUCGAAUUAAUGCUAAUGGCUUUGUAGAAAGUCUUUGCGGCGGCGGCGGCGGCUGCAGUGACCGAGAGAGAGACACUGCCAGUGUGGGAGUUUUAGAAAGGUUUAUUAGGCAAUUAUUCUGUGGGAGAGAGGGUUUGCAUGCGUAGCUAACAGUGUUUGGUUUGCACUGUGUGCAAAUGAAAAGCAGAAGGAAAUAUUUGUAUGCACAUUAUCAGCUGCGCGGUGUUACACAAUCACCAAAACAUACAUAUGUAUGUAUGUGUACAUUCAAACUUAUUCCUUUUUUAUUACUACUAUAUUUAAUAUAUUUAUAUAACUAUAUCUAAUGGAGUCACCCCUACUUUGAAAAAGAAAAAUGCAUUUAAAAUUAAUUAAAUAAAACCAAAACAAAUGACGCUUGCAAUGUAAGCGGAAAUUUCCAUGUGGAAGCUGAGCAGCUGAUAUUGCGGAUAGAAAUAUUUUCUUACGGAAUGGGUGUAGGUAUAUUGAUGCCGAGUAGGAGUGCAUAAGGAAAUGGGAAAGAGGUAGUCGGAAGACAUGUUAAAGGGCGUAAAUGUAAUCAAGAUCAUUCCAAAAAUUACACAAAAAAAAA
Molecule: messenger RNA, 7220 nt
Organism: Rhagoletis zephyria (snowberry fruit fly)
Lineage: Eukaryota; Metazoa; Arthropoda; Insecta; Diptera; Tephritidae
Gene: Mrtf
Product: Myocardin-related transcription factor
Biological process (GO): positive regulation of transcription by RNA polymerase II
Cellular component (GO): nucleus
Molecular function (GO): transcription coactivator activity
Source: RefSeq, a predicted model, not a curated record